Coffea arabica (coffee) is the source of this 1405-nucleotide messenger RNA. The record is from RefSeq and is a predicted model, not a curated record. Lineage: Eukaryota; Viridiplantae; Streptophyta; Magnoliopsida; Gentianales; Rubiaceae.
GAGUAUAAUCAUGAAGAAAUUAUCUCACUUGUAUUUUUCCCUUGGACUCGUCUUGCUAUGUUCUCUCUUAUCUUGCUUAGCCAUGGCCCCCCCCAACAUUACCACGGAUCAAUCAGCCCUUCUCUCAUUGAAAGCCAAAAUCACUGGGGAUCCUCACGAAAUCUUGGCAAGCAACUGGUCGGCUACUUCCUCAGUUUGUGACUGGAGAGGAGUCACUUGCGGCUCUCGCCGCCGUAGAGUCACUGCCUUGAAUAUCUCCAACUUGGGCCUCACCGGCACCAUUCCUCCACAACUGGGCAAUCUCUCCUUUCUCAUGUUCCUCGAUAUGAGCAGGAACAACUUUUACGGCGAACUUCCCCAUGAAUUGAUUCGUCUGUUCAGGUUACGAGUCCUUAGUUUAGGCAUUAACAUGCUUAGCGGAAAUAUUCCCUCUUGGGUUGGUUCCUUCCAACAACUCCGACAAUUUUCUCUGGAGAACAAUAGCUUUACAGGCUUUAUCCCACCUUCUAUCUCCAACCUGUCAAAGCUAGAGACGUUCAAUCUGCAGUUUAAUUCUCUACAAGGAGCAAUACCAAUGGAGAUUGGGAAAUUAAAAAAGUUGAAGCAUUUAGUCCUGAACUAUAAUCAGCUUUCAGGGUCUCUGCCACUGGGGCUGUUCAAUAUUUCCUCGCUGGAAGUUAUUGGUUUACAAGGUAAUAGCCUAUCUGGCAAUCUUCCCGUUGGCAUAUGUUCCUGUCUUCAAGGACUCACAUGGCUUGACCUUGGCCUCAACAAAUUAAGUGGUGUGAUACCACCAUCGUUAUCGGAGUGUUCGAAGCUUCAGGUACUGUGGUUGUUUGACAACAACUUUAGUGGAGUGAUACCGGAAGGAUUUGGGAACUUGACGGCGCUCAAGCAACUAGGUCUUAGCGGGAACAAUUUGAUUGAGUAUGGACUUGAAGGGCAGGUGUCAACAAGGGUUGAUGUUUAUAGUUUUGGUAUAGUUUUGAUGGAAACCUUUUCAAGAAUGAAGCCUAGUGAUGAAAUGUUCGAAGAUGAUUUGAGCCUGAAGAGUUGGAUUGAAGAAUCUCUGCCUAAUGCAACCACUCAGGUUAUAGAUGCAAACUUACUUGGGCGGCAAGAUGAGCAUUUCAAUGAGAAAUUGGAGUGUAUUUCAGUGAUCUUCAAAUUGGCUUUGAGUUGCUGUGCUAAGUGCCCGCGAGAUCGGACUAAUAUGAAGGAUGUUGUGGCAACACUUCAAAAGAUAAAACGUCAAAUUAAGAUGAUGCCAAGAUUUGAAACAUGAAGCAAAAUGAGUUAUAUUAUCCACCUUAAGUAUGCUGAUAUAUCAAUCAUAUAUUUGUUUUAAGUUCAUUUUCUAAGUUGUCAUUUGAAAGGAAUCCUGAGGAAAAACUGCAUUUGCAUA